This is a messenger RNA of Cucurbita moschata (crookneck pumpkin), 1538 nucleotides long. Its product is annotated as peroxisome biogenesis protein 3-2-like. Bases 257 to 1390 code for a protein of 377 amino acids. The record is from RefSeq and is a predicted model, not a curated record. Gene Ontology annotation, biological process: protein import into peroxisome membrane. Gene Ontology annotation, cellular component: peroxisomal membrane. Lineage: Eukaryota; Viridiplantae; Streptophyta; Magnoliopsida; Cucurbitales; Cucurbitaceae. Gene Ontology annotation, molecular function: protein-macromolecule adaptor activity. The transcript has 8 exons.
ACCAAAAUUUACUCAUGAAUUGUCAAAAUUGCCACUCUCAUUUCUCAGCUUGCAGCUGUUUUGCGUUCUUCAAGCUCCAAACCCUUGAAAUUUCAUAACCCAGAACAGACUAAGAAGCUGUGUUGAUAAAGUGGGCAAGAACUGCAUCUAUCUGUGCUUGUUGGGCUGCUUCCCAUUUCGACUAUCCCCCUUUUCCCAGUCGUGGGGUAUCGAGGUGUUGUGAAGAAGGCAUGGUGAUGAGUAUUCAGUUUAAUUCAUGACACCAAAAUGUUUCCUGGAUUUUUGGAGAAGGCACAAGAAGAAGAUUUUAAUCACAGCUAGUGUUAUUGGAAGUGGGUAUUUUCUCUACAAACAAUAUGAUUACUACAGUAGAAGGCUUCAGGUUAUUCAAAGAGAGCUAGAUAAUGAACGCGAAGCCGACGAACUCAUUAAAGCUCAAAUACAAGCUCAUUUUGAGCAUAUUCAGAGAAUAGCUGAUACCACAACACUGCCUCAUGCUAUACAACAUUUACAAACUCGGAUAGAGGAAGAUUUGGAUCUUUCACACCUGACCGAGCGGUUAAUGAUGGGGAAGGGUCAACCAAACACUUUGACAUUAGCAGAGAAACUCGAUUUAUGGGAAAACCUCAAAAUACUAAGCUUCACAAAGAUGGUGAUAUCACUCUGGGCAAUAACUGUUUUAAGCUUAUACAUUAGAGUUCAAGUCAACAUCUUAGGAAGACAUAUGUACGUUGAUACUGCCCGUGGUCUCGGUAGCUCCCAUUUACUCGAGGAGGCCGAACUCGUCGAUAGGAACGACGAGCAGAAAUUUCUGGCUUUCUCUGAUUUUCUCUCUAAUUAUGGUCUGAAUACCUUAAUUCCUAGAAUGCAGAUAGCAGUAGCAGAAGUUCUCAAGAGUAAACAGUUGCGCGAUGUCUUUGAUACAACUACGCUUCGCGAAACUACUAUACGUAUAAUAAAAAUUUUCAUGAGCACGGGACGUCCCCAUCAUUGGUUGGACUACUUGAUGCCUGAGGACAAGCAAUCUAGUAUUAGAGGCACGCUCUCCACGGAUGACGAUGCAACUGUCACAAAUAUCAAUAAGUUCGACCAACUUAUGAUGGAGACUCGAGCAGUUCUGCUAAGUGCCGAAUUUGGGAAUGUCGUCGAGAGGUCGUUAGAAGUAGGAGUCAAUGGGUUGAUGGAAGAAAUGGAGGGUUCAGUUGGUGGAGGCGGCAGCAGCAGCACAUCAGGGACACCACUGGCUAGGCUCGUGCCAAGAGUUUCCCAGAUGGGGCCAUUGCUCCUUGAAGAUCCAAGAAAAACCAGAUUCAUCCAAAUGAUCAGAGGUAUACCAGAAGUGGAAAUCUUCUUUACUCUCCUCUAUGCAAACACCGUGCCCGCCUCUUAGAAACAAACACCUCGCCAUGCCUUGCUUGCCUGCUGCACAUUCUUCCCACUUCAUUAGGUUCUUUACACAUCGUUGUAAAAGGUCUGGUUUCCUUCCCCCUUUGGCUUGUUUUGGCUUGGAUCCUUAAAAACAUUAAAACAUUCCGAAA